Messenger RNA from Carya illinoinensis, 1023 nucleotides. RefSeq names its product nudix hydrolase 15, mitochondrial. Bases 113 to 901 code for a protein of 262 amino acids. The record is from RefSeq and is a predicted model, not a curated record. Gene Ontology annotation, biological process: coenzyme A catabolic process. Lineage: Eukaryota; Viridiplantae; Streptophyta; Magnoliopsida; Fagales; Juglandaceae. The transcript has 4 exons. Gene Ontology annotation, molecular function: acetyl-CoA hydrolase activity; coenzyme A diphosphatase activity.
GUAAUUUGUUCAGUAGUUUAGACCGAAUAAAAGCCAACUGGAAAACACAUGAUUGGCCCAAUAUUGGAAGCGUAUCCAAUUUGUACCCUCCCCAAGCCUGCUCUUCAAGCUCAUGGAUCCGUCCAGCUUCGUCGGAUGUUCUCCGAGACUCGUCGCCUUGUCCCAACAGCUCCGCCUUUACAAGCCACCGCCUACCUUCGAGGACUCCGAGGAGCAGGACCUCGAAGGAAGCGAUGUGAAAGUGGUUUCCCAAUCCCAAGUCGGUUUUGCGGAAUCGGCCACCCCAAUUGUACAAAAUCCAGGAAGGUUUAGACCCAAGAGAGCCGCUGUUUUGGUCUGUCUCUUUGAAGGGGAUGCAGGGGAUCUGCGUGUCAUUCUCACUAAGCGGUCUUCGAAGCUGUCCACGCACUCAGGUGAAGUAUCAUUGCCUGGUGGGAAGGCUGAGGAGGGGGAUAAGGAUGAUGGGGAUACGGCCACAAGGGAGGCAAGGGAGGAGAUUGGGCUGGAUCCUUCACUUGUCAAUGUUGUCACAGUACUUGAACCAUUCUUGUCUAAGCACCUCCUGAGAGUUGCACCUGUUGUCGGCAUACUUAAUGAAAGGAACUCAUUCAAGCCUUCUCCAAAUCCUUCUGAAGUGGAAGUGAUAUUUGAUGCUCCCUUGGAAAUGUUUAUCAAGGAUGAGAAUCGGAGAGCAGAGGAGAGAGAUUGGAUGGGACAGAAGUAUAUCCUGCAUUUCUUUGACUAUGAAAAUGAGAAGAAGAAAUACAUGAUAUGGGGUUUAACAGCUAGCAUCUUGAUACGGGUUGCAUCAGUUGUAUACCAGCGGCCACCAGCUUUUGUGGAACUAAAUCCCAUUUUCAAGUUUCCGAAAGUUAUUAAUAAUGAUACUGUAGUGCCUUAAAUUCAAGCUAGAUGUUUUGGGUUGUAAUUAACCGUAAUCAUCAUUCCUGCAAUAAUGUCCCCACAACUUGCAGUUGUUGGACUAGUAUUUUGUGUUGAAGAUAAAUUUAAAUUUGAUGAAAA